This is a messenger RNA of Penicillium nucicola, 1125 nucleotides long. RefSeq lists its product as uncharacterized. The record is from RefSeq and is a predicted model, not a curated record. The transcript has 2 exons. NCBI's taxonomy places the organism in Eukaryota, Fungi, Ascomycota, Eurotiomycetes, Eurotiales, Aspergillaceae. Bases 1 to 1125 code for a protein of 374 amino acids.
AUGAAGGUCUUCUAUUUUGCCUUUGCCCUGGCGGGGAGUACAUUCGCACUUCCGCGGUGUACCAGCUGGUUGGAAGACGGGUUCCAGCAUCCAGGCAUUUAUCAUGACUGUCGAUCUCUUGACCGUAUCCAGGCCAAUUACCACAGCAACAGCUCUGCAUACUUGGAUGCACUGAGCAGCGCCCAGUCUCGCCUACCAGCUCUCCAAGAUGAUGCAACCUGGACGAUGUCAGGACCAUUUGAGAGCGUGAAUUGGGCUGGUGGCGACGGCCACAAUAUCCCCCUUCAAACAGAUGGCAAGUCCGCAUACGCUCUGACAAUUGGCUGGUACGCCACUGGCAAUAGUCUGUGGUUGUCACGAGCAAAGGAAAUCGUGCUAGCAUGGGGUUUGACAUUGAAGGAUUUGAACGAGCAGAUUCAAGGUGGAGAAGGUCUUGCAUAUAUGACCGCCGCAGCAGAAAUUCUCCGCGCUUCUGCUAGGGACUCAGGUUGGACCGUGGAGAACACGACAACAUGGUUGAAUAUCAUCGAAACCGUCACAGCUCCCUGGAACGUGUCAUACGGCAUUGCUCGAAAUGACUUCUUUAUGAAUCAAGGGUUUUACGAGAACGGGGGUGCAAUGAACCUGGCUGUAUUCAGUAACAAUCGCACCCUAUAUGACGAAAUGGUUCGCCAUGCUACGAUCGGAGAAAACCCUGAUCCUACUAUUGAUUAUGCCAUUCCGAUUCAGGGCCAUCCGAUGGGCACUCUUCGUGGUCUUGCAUUCAUGGGCACCACGGCCCAUAUACAAGGCGGCGCCGACUUCUAUAAUCAGAACUCAUCCCGACUUUUGGCUGGAUAUGAGUACUGGGCUCGAUACAAUGACAUGGUCCCUUGGGAACCCAAGGUCAUCCGUCCAGGAAGCGGUGAAGUUUAUGACAAACUAGUCAACAUAUCUCGGGGAAAAAACUAUUCCAAGUAUACGCAGCCUCUGGAGGCUAUUGGUACUGCAUUCCAUGAGUAUUAUCGAAGAGGUCGCGCGCCCGAUAUGCCUUACUAUUCCAGCUAUAUGAAGUGGCAGGGCAUUAGUUGGGACACCUUCGAAUGGGGCGAUGAUAACAGUGUUGGCUUCCUUGGUCAGUUGUGA